UCACGUCUCUGAUCAUUGCAAAGGCUGGCGAGUCAUUCUGCCUCCACUAACUUGCUACAUAGUCGACCGGUGCUCAUCAAGAUAAUAACCAAACAUCAAUCACGGGCCUCGACUCUUUUCUGAUCAUCAUAUAAGAAGGCUUCAUUUUGUUGAGCAUUUUGACCAAACCCAUAACACUUGUUCGUUGGUCCCCAAACAUAGAGGUUUUUAUCCCUUUCUUUCAACGAGGAUUUGAAGAUGGAGGGAAGGAAGAAACAAGCCCAACUACAUGCAAUGUGGUUCGCUGCUGGAACAGCUGCCAUCAUGGCAUGCUUAGAACGCGCUGUUUUAGUAUCAGUUGUGGAGCAAUGGCGGGUUGUGGCCUUCCUUGCGCUCAACCUCUUGCUCUUGGCGAUUCUGUUUACUUCCCCAUCUCCUCUGGCUUCAUCCAACGAGCCCACGAGCCAGGAAUUCAAUGAAAAUAUGGAUUCGAAGGUGGAAUUAAGGAGCAACGAGAGGAAAGAAAGUGCAAGCAGAGGACCAAUGCUGUCUGCGGCGGAUGACCAUCAUGAUCACGAUGAUGGGAGCGGCAACCACUUGAGAUUACUGAAAUGCAGAAUCAGAAGGGAAAAGGGACGCGUGGUUGAAAAGCAAAAUUUGAAAGAUACUAUGGAUCAAGCUCAUGAUGAGCUCUCCCAGGAGGAGUUGAAUGAGAGAGUGGAGGCGUUUAUUACAAUGUUUAGGCAGCAUUUGGUAUCUGAUGCAAAGGGGAAAAGCUGCAGGGUCCACUCUUCAUCCAUUAAACGCAAAGCCAUGUACAACAACUAUUCUGGAAGCACCGGAAGGGGAUUCUGAAGAUUUUAGUAAUUGUUUUGCUACGGAUGAUAGAUGAAUUAAAAGAAGUUGGUUUUGGUUCUCAUCAGAUUUAGAGCAUCUUCUUGCCAGCCAACUGCCAACCAUAGUCAUUGGGAGACUUGUACCGAUGGCCAAAUCUUAGUCCGAAAAUUAAGCUGGUCCUCCUCACAUUGUUUAGUUCACUUCACAAUUUCUUGUCAUUCAGAAACUUACGGAACAAUUAUUUA
Coffea eugenioides is the source of this 1061-nucleotide messenger RNA. RefSeq lists its product as uncharacterized. The record is from RefSeq and is a predicted model, not a curated record. Bases 238 to 834 code for a protein of 198 amino acids. The transcript has a single exon. NCBI's taxonomy places the organism in Eukaryota, Viridiplantae, Streptophyta, Magnoliopsida, Gentianales, Rubiaceae.